Anoplopoma fimbria (sablefish) is the source of this 1149-nucleotide messenger RNA. It is a transcript of the gene map6b, whose product is annotated as microtubule-associated protein 6b. Gene Ontology annotation, biological process: microtubule cytoskeleton organization; cytoskeleton-dependent intracellular transport; regulation of microtubule cytoskeleton organization. Gene Ontology annotation, molecular function: microtubule binding; calmodulin binding. NCBI's taxonomy places the organism in Eukaryota, Metazoa, Chordata, Actinopteri, Perciformes, Anoplopomatidae. The record is from RefSeq and is a predicted model, not a curated record. Bases 1 to 1149 code for a protein of 382 amino acids. The transcript is spliced from 3 exons. Gene Ontology annotation, cellular component: Golgi-associated vesicle; cis-Golgi network; microtubule.
AUGGCAUGGCCGUGCAUCACGCGCGCUUGCUGCAUCAACCGCUUUUGGAGCGAGCUGGACAAAGCGGACAUCGCGGUGCCUUUGGUUUUUACCAAGUAUUCAGAUGUGGCCGACGUGCAGCAUCUUCCCCAUCACCCGCAGCCGAGAAUCAAAAGGGCCGGAGCCAGUGCCAUAGAAACCCAGCCCCAUCCCGACGAGCACGAACCCGGGAAGGCACCGCCCGCGUCGGGUGCCGCAGCGGGCAAAGAUGGCUCCGCAGCCUCCGUCAUGCGCCAAGACUACAAGGCGUGGAAAGUGCGUCCCGAGCCCAGCUGCAAACCCAGACACGAGUACCAACGCUCGGCCUCCCCGUUCAACAACGAAACUCAGUAUCAGAAGGACUAUAAGGCCUGGCCCAUACCGAAGAAGAACGACCACCCUUGGAUACCCAAACCCAGCCCCACUGCCACGACCUCCGGAGGGGCCGGUAAACUGGACCAUGUGGCCACCGAGGCCGAGAGCGGCGUGGAGAAGAGCGAGAUCGAGGAGAAAACCCAGGAGAAAGAGUCAAAGGAGCCGGCGAAGGGAAGCGUGAAGAGGGAGAAGUCAGCAGAGAGACAAACGGGAGAGAAGACGGAAGCUCAGGUGUGUGCAGAGGUGAGCGCAGAGCAGAGGAAAGGCAGAGCAGCGGUGGACGCUCUCAACAGGCAGAUCAAACAGGUCAUGUCUACUUCCAGCAGCUAUAGGUCUGAGUUCAAGGCAUAUAAGGAUGUGAAACCUGUUAAAGCCAUUAAAGCAACAUCUCAGUAUAAACCCCCAGUGGAGGAGAGCAGUCAGGAAACCAGCUACAGCGCCACAUACAAGGGGGAGCAGGUGAAGGCUCACCCCAAUGACAACAAGCUGGUGGAUCGCAGGAGGAUACGCAGCCUGUACAGUGAGCCUGGCAAGGAACCUGCCAAGUUGGAUAAACCAGUGUCCCGCACCAAACCAAAAAAGACACCAACAACAACAACAGGGAAAAUGGUGAAAAAAUCAAAAGAGAAGCAGAUUGCUAGUUCCCAGUCAGCCAAGAAGAAACCGUCUUUGGGCGCCGCAGAGCCCAAACCAGAUGGAGCUGUGACAAAGAAGAGCAAAGAAAUCAGCAAUAGACUGGCUGAAGCGAAGCAGUAA